Molecule: messenger RNA, 5425 nt
Organism: Photinus pyralis (common eastern firefly)
Lineage: Eukaryota; Metazoa; Arthropoda; Insecta; Coleoptera; Lampyridae
Product: RB1-inducible coiled-coil protein 1
Exons: 12
Coding region: 354-3881 (1175 amino acids)
Biological process (GO): positive regulation of protein phosphorylation; glycophagy; piecemeal microautophagy of the nucleus
Cellular component (GO): phagophore assembly site membrane; Atg1/ULK1 kinase complex; extrinsic component of membrane
Molecular function (GO): protein kinase binding; molecular adaptor activity
Source: RefSeq, a predicted model, not a curated record
AUUCAACUAUGCCCUUGGUUUUAAGUGUGGUUCAACUUCAUUGUCGUCUAUUCAAUGAUAAAAAAAAUUUGGUCAGCUGAUGAAGAAAGUGCGUUUAAAAUUGGUGAAAAUGAGAUGACUGCUUGUAAAGGUGGUUUCUAAUGAUAGCCAAUGUUUACGUACACCUGUAUACCUAAGUAUGCCUUGAUAGACAAACGAAAGUGAAAAUUUCAAGUGUUUAUUUGUAUCAGCUGUAAAAAUGUCAAACAGUCAUCACAAAAGCUAUGGACAAGGAAAUGUCGCAAAUUUUAAGCUGAAUAACACAAAAACGAGCACUUUCCACUUGUGAAGUGCUGACCAGCACCUGCCUUAAGAUGUUGUAUGUAUUUAAUGUCGACACAGGAACCAUGAUCACUUUCGAUAUGAGCUUUGCUGUAGAAAGUGUAAGCUAUCUUCAAACGCAAAUAGAAAAAAUCUGCAAAAUAGCCGUGGAUAACCAAGUCUUAUUAGUUAGCGGUGGCGAAUCUUUAGACAGAAAUGCUCGUGUCUGCUCGUACUCGGCGGGAACGGAUACUAAUCCGAUCUACCUUUUCAGCAGAACUGAUAUCGAGUCCAAAAUUCCACCAACUCCUAGUGUCGAAAUUGGAUCCAACAUCGAUUUUACCGCAAAAGUUAAGGAAUCGCACGAUAUGCCUGCCACUUAUCAUACGGUCUGCCAAAGAACACAGUUAGCGCAACAGUUUCACGAGUCGGCCAAAGAAGAGUUGAAGAUUUGCCAAAAUUUGGUACACGAACAGCAUCUGCAACAGCAAGGGUGGGCUGCGGUUAUCGCAAAUCUAGAAGACAAUAUUUUAUCAUUUACUAAACGGUCCGAAAUAUUUCAGAAGGGUUUUGAAGAUUAUAUGAACGAACGUGAGACAUUUCUUAAAUUUUUACAGCAUUUUCACGAAGAUUUGAACAUCUUGGCCAAAAUACCCAUGUUACCUGUAUUAUUAUUAGGCGAAAACCAGUACGCAUGCAAAGACUCUCACAUGAGCUCUACGGCGUCAGAGGUAAAUCGAACGUGUGCGAAUUUGUUAGAUUGGAUCUCAUCAACAGAUAGUAAAAGUACAACUGAUCAGUUAUUCGAACACUGUUCGAGAGUUCUAGAACAGUAUGAUACAAAAAUUUUUAAUUCGUUACAUGCUGUACUAAAGAAUAUAUUUUUCGAAGCUAAUCAGGAUGAAAUGAAAGAUAUUAAGGGUUUGAGUGAUCGGCUCUGUGGUUUAGAACAGCUAAUGUUCGAAGCUAAACGAUAUGUUAAAGAGCAAGGUGAUUUAGCACAAUCUUUUAUUCAGAAUCAAAAUAGGGCGAGCAAUUUGGGAGAUACAUCAAUUUUACCGGAUUUGUGCGCGUCACACAGAAAACAACUAGUGGUUAUGCUUACAAAUCACCAACAUCUAUCGGAUAUCCGUCGUCGUUGUAUAAAGGCAAAGUCGGAGUUGGGCACAACCUUACAUCAUCGUCUCAAAUGGGUUAUGUAUAUGGAAAAUUUAAUGGUCAAAGUGGAUCAGCAGAUGAUCGUGUACCACGAGAGUCUUAGACGGAUGCGGACACAUUUAGAAAUUCUUCAACAAAUUCAUUUGGCACCAGCAACCUAUUUAUCUGCCGUUGCAGAGGUUGUGCGUAGGAGAGCGUUUUCUCAAGCCUUUUUGUCGUGGGGAUCCGAACUCGCUUGUUACCUAUUAACAAUACAUAACGACGAGUUAACACGAAGAAAGGAAUUCCAGUCUUCAUUUGAGAAUCAUUUUUUAAGUUCACUUUUUCCGGGCAUGGAAGAUUUACCUCCGUCUUUUGCAGUUGAAGCUCCAUCAAUUUUUGAUUCUAAUUUACCGCUGUUAAGUAUUGAAGAUCUUGAACAGUUAAAGCAAGAUUUGCCAGAGCUCGCCGAGAAUGUUGUGAUUCCUGACAUAGCAGCUAUAAACAAUCUAUUUUUAGUGAAGUCUAUCGUAAAAUCUGAUCUAGAUAAAAUGGAUACACGGGGAGUGGACGAAAAAAUUGUUCAGGUUGUGAAUGAAGUAGGACUUGGUUGUAAUUUAGAUCAGACUUUACUCAAACCAGCUGAAAGUGAACCAUUAAUGAUGCACGGUAUUCCCUACCUGAGAGAUCUUGAUAGGGGAUGCGAAUCGGAAACGGAUACCGAAGAGUUUGAGAAAGUGGGACAAAGUCCGUUAGAUUUACACUUUGAAAAAGAAAUUCCAUCACCUCGUCCUCGAACUCAAGACGCUUCGACAUUUAUGGAGGAUAAUCUUCAAACUUCACAAACCGAACGUGAUCGAUUAAAAGCUCUAAUGAUGAAAAUGUCCACUCUGUCAUGCGAUGCUUUAAAAUCACUGCGAACCGAAUUAAGAGAACUUAAAUCAUCUGUGAUGUCAAUAAAAAGUGAUAUUAGGUUUGACUGUGAAGGCUUAACGAGUUCGUGGGAAAAUUUGACUGCGGAAAUGGAAAUUAAAGAAAAAGAAAUGGUGGAGAAAAUUACAUUGACUCACGAGUUGGAAAUAAAUGCUUUUAAAAGAGAAAAAGAUGCCAAAGAAGAAGAACUUAAAAUUCUUAGUCAGGAACUCUUGAAUUUGAAAUGCUCUCUACAAAAUUCUUCCGAGGAAUUAACCAACUUGAAGACCACCGUUGAUCAUCUCAAAGAAGAACAUACAAAGGAAAGGGAUCGUUUUCAAGCGGAGUUGGAAGAAACUAAAUCGGACAAGGAGCAGAGCUUGCGGGAAAUGAAGGAAACUUUAAAUCGUGAACAUAAAGCAGAAAUUGAAAACAUCAGAACGAGAUUUCGACUAAUGCCAUUUUUAAAAAUGGACCGUAGCCCGUCUGAUCCAAAUUUGGAAAAACUGGAAAGGUUUGACACUAAAGAUUUAAACAAUCACGAAGCGAUUAUUUUGCAUUUAAAGGAAAAUUACGAAAUUGAAAAGGAAAAAGCGGUGCAGGAGGCGCUUAUUCAAGAGUCUCGCAAGUGGGACGAAAAAAUUGAAAAUCUGCGAAUUAAGUUCGAGAUAGAGAAAGAGAUUGCGCUUGAGGAAGUUACAAAAAGAUUACUGGAUGAGAAAGAGAAACAAAUUGAUCUUUUACGGGAACGGGAGGCUAAUCUUAAUCUCGAAUGUAUCAAAUAUAAAAACACAAUUCAGCAGUUGGCGGAUAGCGAAACCAGUAGUCAAAGUGCUGAAUUAAUUCGAAGGAUCGAAUCCUUGGAAAGACAAAAAAGUGAUUUAGAAUUACAGUUAGUUUUAAGUAAAUCGAAAAGGAACGAAGAGAGUACUUAUGAUUUGGCGUCAUCGGUCGCAGUGUGCGAAGGCAAAGUGAACGCCGCAACAAGUCCGAUUAAUCUUAAUGAGAAGCUGACGAAAAGUCAAAUUUCCUUCGUUAAAUCUAAUAAAUUAAGCAUAGAUUCGUGUCAAUCCGGUGACAUCGUACUAAUAUUGUGGGAUCCCGCGUACAGAAACUUUCGCAUAAUUCAAGAGAGCAGUCAUUUAUUCUUCCUCCAUUCGGAUUGUUUGGAAAUGUUCGGAUUGAAUAUCAGGUCGACAGAGAAUCGUAAGCUUUACUACAUGGGGGAGGUUAUUGAAAAAGAUUAUUGCCAUGCGAAGAAGGUUGGGAAUAGAUACAACGUCCCUAUAGGAACCAAGUUUUUUCGUGUGAAAGUGAAACCGAUUCCCAAUCUGAAAGAAGUAAGGGAAGGCGCGAAAGAAAAAUCACAAAUGUCUCAGAGUGAAAUAGCCGGACCUUCCACUUCUACAGAACCUAAUCUAGUUAAUACGGCUGUGAGUUGGUCUUCUCCUGCGACACCUGUGAAACAAUCGCCCGAUGAAGCUCGAAGUGACCACAACAAUACAAUGGAAGCGUCGACAAGUAAACGGUAGGCUUCGCUAUUAUUUUUAUCUACAUCUUUUCUGCUUUCAAAUAACAACAACCUACAUUAAUUGUAUAGAGUAUCUGUAACUUCAUGUGAUCAGCUAUGUAACAUUUAUAAAGAUUAGAAAGUAUGUAAAACCAGCAAAAACAUCUUACUUAAAUUUGUUUAAUUAUUGAAAAAUUGUUUAUUUUAUACAUUCACUUGUCCAUAUACAUUUAAGUGCUUUAUUCGAAAUUAUCAUGAUUUUAAUUGAUGACAAUGCCCCAUCACUCAUAACGCAAAGGUAGUUGUUUGGCAAUACCUGUGCAGGCGCCAAAACUGAGCGGUAUGCCUUCGGUGGUCCCCACACUUCAGUUCAAUAAAUAUAUUUAUUAUCAAAUAAAGUGGCAUAUGCAUGAUAAUUACAUUUUAAAUAUGUGCACUCUAUAUUCCAAAGCGAGUCAUGAGUCAUAACUCUCACUUGUUAGUCAAAACAAUGGAAUCAUAAGACAAAUGACCAAAUUUGCUUGUUUUGAGUAUGCCAUAUAGUUUUAAUUUGUGUAUUAAGUCACUAGAUUUCAUAACUCACUUUGGAAAAAUAGUUCUGAUGGAAGCUUAAGAUAUUUGUUACUUACCUGUGUAUACUUUUUUUAUUAUGGAUGUUUUUACUUCACUGCUUCAAUAGUUUAUGAUGUGAUUUUGUUAUAUUUUAUUUAUUUAUUAUCACUGUCUCUACCUAUUGAAAAUAAAAAAUAAUUGACUAUCUGACCGUCUGUUCCUUUAGAGUUGAUAACGUGAAAUUAUUACGCAACAAUAUUGCCAUGUUCAUUUGGUUGGAAAGUUUGAAUCUUGUUUAGUAGUUAUCAUUGUACAAUUUAGACUGCUAAAGGAACACAUUGUAGACACGUUAAGUUAAUUGUACGUAUUACUUUUAGUAACGGUUGUGAAUAGCCCUUAUUGUCCUACAUGUCUCUAAUCUGUGGUACAUUGCUGCUUACGUUUACCUUUACCACUUACUAAGAAUUCGCACUUGUGUAAAUUAAAACAAAUUCAGUAGAUUAAACAGUAAUAAAACAGUACCUAUAUCUACAUGAUAAUAUUUAUAAAAGUGCUAGGGCAUAGUACAUUUAACAGUUUUUGUGGUAGAUUGUUAUUGCCUUAUUAAAUAUUACAAAUCAAAAAUGAAGCUGUUUUGUCUUAAAUCGUAGAUUUGAGCUUGUAGUAUAGUAUACAUUAUACUUUCGAAAACGUGGAACGUGUGGUAUGCGGCAAUUAAAUUUAUGUAAUUGUUGUUGGGUAACUUAUAUUCAUUAUGUUGUCAUAAUAUGUUGAUAAAUUUGUUUUAAGUGAAUUUUUAAUUGUGAUAAUAUAACAAAAAGUUUCUGUUGUAGGUAUAAUUUGAUGUAUAUUUUUUCUAUCGCUUAUAAAGAUUCUGUAUGGUUAUAGUGUGAUAUUUUACCAUGCAAGUGUUUGCGAGCUAUUAGGUUGUAAAUGAUCCUUGUACCAAUUCUUUAAUCUUAAGUUAACUAACCGUAACUAUAAGUAGACAAUUAAUUAAAUUUCUAAAAAAAU